GUGGGGUGGGUGCUGGGUGCCGGGGCUGCGGGCUCAGCACGCUCAGAAACAUGCUGAGGUCCCGGCGGCUGUUCCAGCAGCGGCAGCGGCUCCAGCAGCAGCGGCGGCGGCGGCGGCGGCGACAGCGCACGGCUCCGGCGGGGAAGGCGCCCGGCGCCCAUGCCUCCGGCCCCGCGCAGCGGCUGCCCUGACCUGGCCGCGACCUCCCUCCGCGCGCCCCGCCGCCCGGGCCCCUGGGGUGUUCCCCAACCACGGCCCAGCCCCGCCACACCCCCCGCCCCCGGCCUCCGCAGCUCGGCAUGGGCGCGGGGGCGCUCGCCCUGGGCGCCUCCGAGCCCUGCAACCUGUCGUCGGCCGCGCCGCUCCCCGACGGCGCGGCCACGGCGGCGCGACUGCUGGUGCCCGCGUCGCCGUCCGCCUCGCCGCUGACCCCGACCAGCGAGGGCCCCGCGCCGCUGUCGCAGCAGUGGACGGCGGGCAUAGGCCUGCUGAUGGCGCUCAUCGUGCUGCUCAUCGUGGCGGGCAACGUACUGGUGAUCGUGGCCAUCGCCAAGACGCCGCGGCUGCAGACGCUCACCAACCUCUUCAUCAUGUCCCUGGCCAGCGCCGACCUCGUCAUGGGGCUGCUGGUGGUGCCGUUCGGGGCCACCAUCGUCAUGCGGGGCCGCUGGGAGUACGGCUCCUUCUUCUGCGAGCUCUGGACCUCGGUGGAUGUGCUGUGCGUGACGGCCAGCAUCGAGACCCUGUGUGUCAUCGCCCUGGACCGCUACCUCGCCAUCACGUCGCCCUUCCGCUACCAGAGCCUGCUGACCCGCGCGCGGGCGCGGGCCCUGGUGUGCACCGUGUGGGCCAUCUCGGCCCUGGUGUCCUUCCUGCCCAUCCUCAUGCACUGGUGGCGGGCCGAGGGCGACGAGGCGCGCCGCUGCUACAACGACCCCAAGUGCUGCGAUUUCGUCACCAACCGGGCCUACGCCAUCGCCUCGUCCGUCGUGUCCUUCUACGUGCCCCUGUGCAUCAUGGCCUUCGUGUACCUGCGGGUGUUCCGCGAGGCCCAGAAGCAGGUGAAGAAGAUCGACAGCUGCGAGCGCCGCUUCCUCAGCGGCCCGGCGCGGCCCCCCUCGCCCGCGCCCGCGCCCGGCUCCCCGCGCCCCGCGGCCGCCGCCGCCGCCGGCGACCGGCCGCGCGCCUCCGGCUGCCUGCCGGGGACCCGGCCGCCGCCGUCGCCGGGGGCCGCCUCGGACGACGAAGACGACGACGACGUCGGGGCCGCGCCGCCCGCGCGCCUGCUGGAGCCCUGGGCCGGCUGCAACGGCGGGGCGGCGGCGGCGGACAGCGACUCGAGCCUGGACGAGCCGGGCCGCCCCGCGGGCGCCUCGGAAUCCAAGGUGUAGGGUCCCGCGUCCGCCGCCCGCGCCUCCCUCCCCCCUCCCCCCGCCCGCGCCCCGGGAGCGAGAACGCCCAGGCGCCCCCACUGGCUUCCCAGGGGAGAGAGAUCCGUGUUUACGCAAGCCCCAGAGCAGGUGAACUCAAAGCCCGAAAACCUGGUCUGAAUCCUCCAAGGCGAACGCAAAAGCCACGGACCGUUGCACAGAAAGGAAAGUUUGGGGAGGGCUGGGAGAGUGGCUUGCAGAUUUGUCUUGGUUCUUUUUUUCUGUGCGUGCUUCGGCCUUCUUUGGUGUGUGCGUGUGAUGCAUCUUCCGUUUGGGGGGGGGUCGUCUCACCCCCCCACCCCCCCACCCCCACUUCCAGGUGGUUUUUGACACUUGCUUCGAGGACUGGGUAGUAGAAAGGAGAAGCAGGGAGUCUAUCAACUGGGCUUCCGUCCCAUUCCCGGGAACAGGAGCAGUCAACCGGAGAGAGAAGGGGGAAUGACAGUUGUCAGGACAUGUUCCCUUUGCUUUCCAGAGAAAGUUCCUGUUAAUUCCUGAGUAAUGAUGGUUCCUGUUCUUAAAGCAGAGGGAAAGGAUGGAUGCGAAGGAACGUUUCAAGAAAUUUUAAGCUAUUCUUGGAACAAGCGUCACCUUGCUUUCUGUUUGUAGGGCAAACCUGCAGUCCCCGCGCGCCUCGGUGGUCAGGCUGAGGGGUUUCUACCUCACACUGUGCAAAUUGCACAGCAAGAUAGAAAGACUUGUUUAUAU
Panthera uncia (snow leopard) is the source of this 2138-nucleotide messenger RNA. It is a transcript of the gene ADRB1, whose product is annotated as adrenoceptor beta 1. Gene Ontology annotation, molecular function: beta1-adrenergic receptor activity. Bases 300 to 1391 code for a protein of 363 amino acids. Lineage: Eukaryota; Metazoa; Chordata; Mammalia; Carnivora; Felidae. Gene Ontology annotation, cellular component: membrane. The record is from RefSeq and is a predicted model, not a curated record. The transcript is spliced from 2 exons. Gene Ontology annotation, biological process: positive regulation of heart rate by epinephrine-norepinephrine; norepinephrine-epinephrine-mediated vasodilation involved in regulation of systemic arterial blood pressure; adenylate cyclase-activating adrenergic receptor signaling pathway.